This is a messenger RNA of Ascochyta rabiei, 4199 nucleotides long. Its product is annotated as SNF1-interacting protein, variant 2. Lineage: Eukaryota; Fungi; Ascomycota; Dothideomycetes; Pleosporales; Didymellaceae. The transcript is spliced from 2 exons. The coding region runs from base 1 to 3801 and encodes 1266 amino acids. The record is from RefSeq and is a predicted model, not a curated record. Gene Ontology annotation, molecular function: protein binding. Gene Ontology annotation, cellular component: plasma membrane; cytoplasm; endoplasmic reticulum.
AUGGCAGACGAGGAGGCCCAGCAGCCCACCCUCGAGCCCGUGUCGAAGCCGCUGGCGCUGAUCCCCGUCGUGAUCAAGGAAGCCGCGCUCGACUCGCCCACCUUCCGCGCCACGGCCGUCCACUUUGGCGACCAGAUGGAGCUCGUCGAGCGCUGGCUCGACUCGUACGUGCGCGCCACCUCGCGCCUCGCGGCGGAGCUCAGCACGCUGCAGGGCAUCGUGGACGCGCACGUGCAGGCGUCGCACCCGCCGCUGCAGCUGUCCGAGGCCAUCAUCGACCACGACUACACGGUGCUCGCGCUCCGGCGGUUCGGCGAGGGCGCGCGCGAGUACUGGAACAGCGCGUGCCGCAGCAUGGCCAGGGCCGAGAGCAGCGUGUGCGAGCCCCUCCGCGCCUUCCUCAACAACGACCUGCGCGUGCUCAAGGAGGCGCGCAAGAACCUCGACGCCACCCAGCGCACCCUCGACGGCGCCGUGGCCCGCUAUGCCGGCCAGCCCAAGGCCAAGGAGGCCUCGUCGCUGCGCGAGGACGCCUUCCAGCUGCACGAGGCCCGUCGCGCCUACCUGCAGGCGAGCAUGAACUUCUGCAUCCUGGCCCCGCAGGUCCGCCUGACGCUCGACAAGCUGCUCGUCAAGCUGAUCCACGAGCAGUGGCGCGACCUCAAGGCCGCCAGCGACGCUCCGACGGCCGCCUUUGCCCACGGCAACUCGGACGUCGAGCGCGUCCGCGGCUGGAGCAAGGAGAUGGAGAACGGCGAGCGCGUCUUCAAGCGCGAGCUGCACCUCGCCCGCCACCAAAUCGAGCACGCCGCCGAGCUGAGCGCCCGCCCGUCCCGCGACCUCGACGCCUACGCCGCCUCCACCGUCGCCUAUCUCGGCAACCCAGGGCCCGCCGCCGGCCCGCCGCCCUCGCCCUCGCCCGCCAAGCCCGCCGCCCCCGCCAAGCCCGCCCCCGCCCCCGCCGACGAACAAGCCGAGAAGCAGGGCUGGCUCUUCCAGCGCACCAUCACCGGCAAGCCCGCCAGGACCUACUGGGUCCGCCGCUGGUUCUUCGUCAAGCACGGCGUCUUCGGCUGGCUCACCCAGGCCACCCGCUCCGGCGCCGUCGAGGAGUCGGACAAGAUUGGCGUCCUGCUCUGCGGCAUCCGGCCCGCCUUCCAGGAAGAGCGCCGCUUCUGCUUCGAGGUCAAGACAAAGGACACGACCAUCCUGCUGCAGGCCGAGACCCAGGCCGGCAUCACCGACUGGAUCUCCGCCUUUGAGCUCGCCAAGCGCAAGGCCCUCGAGGACACCUCCAAGGACAGCCCCGCCGCCCACGCCUCCGUCGAUGCUGCCUUCUCCAUCAGCCCGCCCGUCGCGCCCGAGUUUGCGGCCAAGACGUCCGAAGGCCACGCUGCGCACCCCAGCGACGACAUCACCGCCCUCGACCGCGCAGAGACGUCUCUGGGCCUGCCUGCCGGCGAAGCCUCACGCGCCGCCAGCAUGGACGUCUCUCGCCGGGGCCCUGCCUCGGACCGCGACGGCGACCUGGGCCGACGAGACCACGCCGCGCGCAUCAUGGAGAAGCUCGAUCUGUCGCGCAAGUCCACGGCAGGGCCCCAGCUGAGCGGGAGCAACCCUUCGUCGGCCACCGGCGGCAUUGCUAGCCUCAUAUCCGCCAGUCUGGCCUCGGCCAGCCACAACAUCGUCCAGGUCGGGCAGAUCGCCGCCCCUGCCCCAGGCCUCCCCGACACCCGCCUGGUCAUGGGCCAGACGCUUCCUCACACGAGCCUCUCUCCCUCCACCCUUGCGAACCCGCCAGCCCCGACCAACCUCAGCAAGGCCGCCGUCGCCGUCAGCGGCGAGCGAGGUCUGGGCAUCGGCAAGUCCGGCAACAUGCCCGGCGGCCUCAUGGCCAACCUGUGGGGGUCUGUGAAUUGGGGAUAUGUCAACAAGACUGGCAAGCCCGACGAGACAGCCACGCGCGAUCGCAGCCUCUCCGGCCCACCGAGUCCCGUCAACCCGCCUCCGGGAGAGCCGUUCGCGUGGAAGACGGAGCGUGCAGCAGCGGCCUCGGACGCCUCCACAAACCCAAAGCCUGCAGGCCCCGCUCACCGAAAGACGAUGAGCCUGGGCGGCGACCUGACCAGGCCGGACACCUCCGAAGGAGACUUCCCCACCUUCUACCCUCUUGCCCUCAGGAUGCAGGACGCACAGUUCCGCAUCCUCUUCCCCACGGUGCCGCGAUCCCAAAAGCUCGUCCUCGUCUUCCGUGCUGUGUGGAACCCCACCGAGCAGCAGGAGUUCCCCGGUCGUGUCUACGUCACCACCAGAGACAUCUACUUCUACAGCAACCACCUCGGCCUCGUCCUCAUCACGGGAAUCGACAUGGGCCAGAUCGACGAGGUCACGGCUGCACCCGGCAAGGACUGCGACUUCCUCUUCCUGCAUUUCAAGACGGGCGCGAGGGAAGACGGCGCGACCAGGGUCACGGUCAAAACCUUCCUCGAACCUCUCAAGCUGCUGCAGCGACGCCUCAACUUCUUGGUUCGAAACGCAACCUCGGGCGAACACAAAAUGGACGAGGUCGUCAAGACACUCAUCAGGAUGGAGGCGGACGACAGCCAGCACUCCGCGGGCGAAGAAGGCUGGGAGGACAUAUCCCCAGACACGCCCAUGGAUCCUGGCUACGGCGGGAAGAACAUCAAGACAAGCCUGCGCAUCGACGGCAAUCUGUUUGGACCGUCCGGCGUCCACGCCAGCAAGAGCACAGCCAAGUUCAAGUUGCCAUCCCAGCCCGUCUUGUUUGCUCCUGCCGGCAUGACGCGAGUCGCGGUCGAGAAGGAGUACGAGAUCAGCGCAAAGGCUCUCUUCCACAUCCUCUUCGGCGACAAGAGCGCCGUCUUCCAGCUCCUGUACAGGGAACGCUUGGCGAAGCGCAUCGUACAAGGGCCUUGGACAGCCACGGACAAGACGCAUCAGCGCAGAGACUUUGAGUACGAGAUCGCACAGCCCGGCAACAGCGGAGCGACCGCUGUCAUCAACGACUACCAGAUCAUCGAGGUGCUGAAUGACCAUCUUUGCUACGUCGUCUCGGACAGAAAGACGCCGUGGUACUUGCCAGGUCACGAGCGAUUCGUGCUCCUCAGCAAGGUCGUCAUCACGCACGUUUCCAAGGCGAGGUGCAAGCUCGCUGUUCACACCAAGAUCGACUGGAAGCGCAAUCCGCGCAUUGCGAAGAAGCUCAUCGAGCGUCAGGGUCUCCAGGAUCUGGAGCUUGAGUCGCAAGAUCUCGUCGACGUCAUCAACGACCAAGUCGCUCGUCUGGGACACAACAAGAGCACGGGAAAGGUCACGAACAUCUUCGGUCAGAUUGGCGUGAGCACACAAGCUGUGCAGAUGAACGCAGCAGACAUCCCACCGCCCAAUCGCCCACGCAAGUUCAAGCUGCGGCCAACCACGACAGGCUCCUUCAUUGCGCAGUACGUAGGCAACGUCAUCAUCAGCCUCCUGUCGACGGUCAUGAGCUGGGUGCUCGCCAUCGUCACCGGACUCGGCGGCGUCGUCUCUGCACACAAGCUGCUAGUCUUCUUGCUGCUGUUGAGCGGAGGAGCCAACUUCUUCUACACCUCCAGAGACAGCUGGGCCUGGUGGAACGAGCGCAACGCCGCAAGCUACAUGUCGCGUCUCGGAGUCGGUCCGCCCAUCAGCCUGACGCGUUCCGUCUACCUUCGCGACAUCGCCGACGCCUUCGCCCACCCCAACGACACCAGCCUUGACCUCGCCCUGCCCACCGACGGCGUCUCCGAGAACAGAUGGUAAGUCCGUGCUCCACCUCCCGCAGCCUCCUUCUGACCACAACCAGCCACCAAACCUUCACCCACCUCCUCGACCACCCCUCUUCCGCGUCCCCGCACUCCUUCUACGACCCCACCACGUCCAGCCCGCGCCGUCUCGAGCGCACCCGCCGCAACCUCGGCUCGCAGCGGCACGACCUGCUCGUCGCCCUGCGCGUCGUCAACCGCAUCGAGGCGGAGGUCGUGCACGCGGCGUACGAGCACUGGCUGCUGGACGAAACGCACAAGUGCGUCCGUGUGGGGACCCUGUUGGAUGGUGCGAACAAGGGCGAUGGGAACGUCCAGGCGUGGGUCAAGGGGUAUUGCGGGGAUUGCGAACGCAGUCUGAGGGCGGUAAGAGAGGGGCGCCAGGGCCUGAUUUGA